Drosophila subpulchrella is the source of this 965-nucleotide messenger RNA. Its product is annotated as transmembrane protein 186. Gene Ontology annotation, cellular component: mitochondrion. Bases 176 to 820 code for a protein of 214 amino acids. The transcript has 3 exons. The record is from RefSeq and is a predicted model, not a curated record. Lineage: Eukaryota; Metazoa; Arthropoda; Insecta; Diptera; Drosophilidae.
AUGCACAUCUUCUGUUUAUGUAAAACAUAUUAGUUAAAUAUGCUUUUAAAGGCUGCUCUUGUAAGGUAGCAUGGUAAAGAUACAUAUUGGGUCUAAGCAACAAAAUUGUUAACCAAAAACUAUGCAAGUUUGCCUCGUGUAAACAGGGCCUAACAGCUGCAAAAGCAAAACACAAAUGAAAGAAUCGGUGUUUUCAGUGCUGGAGCUGCCGUGCAGGAUCAGACCGGCAGGAUUGCCAUGGAGGAGGUGCGUGUCCAUUGCUACCACUCAGCCGGUGCAUGGACGACCCCUCUCCACGGAGUCUGCGAAGUGCGGCAAAAGUGCGGCCCACGACCACGCCGGAUUCACCGAGUGGCGAACCGUCUACAGUCUGCCGGCCAUAAGGAUUGUGGCCGCAUUCAGUAGGCUAAAGGUCUACCAGGCGGCACUCACAGCAGCCGGUACGCCCAUUGUCUUUGCCCUGGGGAGCGCCGGACAGCUGAGCACGGAUGCACUGGCCAUUUACGGCGCCGUGGGCAUCUCCGGCCUGGUCACCCUCACACUCGCCAGCUACGCGGCCUCGAAUCUCGUUGGCUUCGUCUACGUGAACGAGCAGCAGGAUCUGGUCAAGCUGGCCUACGUGGACUUCUGGGGACGGCGACAGGAGACCCUGCUGGACGUCGGCGAUUUGCUGCCCAGCUGGGAGCAGGGACGUCCGUCCCGACUAAGAUUGGUUUCGCCCAUCUGCCUGCGAAGCGACCCCAAGAAGCGGUACAAACUUCUAAAUCGAUUUGGCCAUGUCAGCGAUCCCCAGUUGUUCGAGGGCCUCUUCGGAGAUUGAAAGUAAGCUUUCAGUUGCAAAAAAGCUUCAAUUCUUUUGGCAUUAUUCUUUAUUAUGAGUAUUUACAAAGCUCAGCGUAAUUGUCCUUUACCAAAAAUCGGGCCCAGUGUACUCUUUGACUGUGGAUAUAACCAUGAAAUCAUCG